Messenger RNA from Balaenoptera musculus (blue whale), 2435 nucleotides. RefSeq names its product 5-hydroxytryptamine receptor 1B (gene HTR1B). The transcript has a single exon. Gene Ontology annotation, biological process: bone remodeling; vasoconstriction; chemical synaptic transmission. Gene Ontology annotation, cellular component: plasma membrane. Gene Ontology annotation, molecular function: G protein-coupled serotonin receptor activity. The record is from RefSeq and is a predicted model, not a curated record. Bases 651 to 1850 code for a protein of 399 amino acids. NCBI's taxonomy places the organism in Eukaryota, Metazoa, Chordata, Mammalia, Artiodactyla, Balaenopteridae.
CCCAGCCCCCGAGUCCCACCUCUGGCGGCCCCUUCUCCGCGGGGCAGCUCGCCGGAGUGGCCAGCGCGUGAAAAGAAGGGCGGGCAGAGCUCCGGCGCGCGGCGCGGCGCAGCGCGGCUCCCAGAUUUCACCCCGCCCAGCUCUGGCGACCGCGGCCGCCGCAGGAAAACUGCCCCAGCCUGGGGAGGAGGGCGGGAAUGCAAGAUCAGGACCCCUCGCUGGCCUGCAAGAUUUGGUCUCGACAGCUAGGAAACUCGUGCGGGCCGAGUCUGCAGAUCCCGGAGCGCCCGGGGUAGGAGACGCUUAGCCCCGAGCAACUGGGGUAAGACCUCCCACCUGGCCGACGGUCCCUCCUCAAACGGAACAGCAGCCUCCUGCUGCAGACGCCCCGGUGGGAGCCGGAGCGCGGCGGGGCUCUGUGGACCAGCCCUUAGCCACCCGGGGCUAAGACGGGGCGUAGAGGGGAGCAGCCAGAGGCGCGGCGGCAGCGACGGGCGCACCGAAGUGCAGGGCACGCGCCCGCCGGCCUCGUCCGCCUCGCCCUUGACCUGUAGUUUCACCAGGGAACCUGGGUGGAGGAGUAACUGAGGAACCCACGGAACCGACUAGCCACCAGGGGACAAGACUCUGGUCCCUUCCUCGUCCGCUCCAUGCCCGAGAGCUGCGCUUGGAGAGACAUGGAGGAAGCGGGCGCUCAGUGCGCCCCGCCGCUGUCCGUGAGCUCCCAGACCGGGCUCCCUCCAGCCAACCUCUCUGCCGCUCCCUCCCACAACUGCAGCGCCGAGGGCUACAUUUACCAGGACUCCGUAGCCCUGCCCUGGAAGGUAGUACUGGUCAUGCUGCUGGCGCUCUUCACCUUGGCCACCACGCUCUCCAACGCGUUUGUGAUCGCCACUGUGUACCGGACGCGGAAGCUGCAUACCCCCGCCAACUACCUGAUCGCCUCCCUGGCGGUCACCGACCUGCUGGUAUCCAUCCUGGUGAUGCCCAUCAGCACCAUGUACACGGUCACGGGCCGCUGGACGCUGGGCCAGGCGGUGUGCGACUUCUGGCUGUCAUCGGACAUCACCUGUUGCACCGCUUCCAUCUUGCACCUCUGUGUCAUCGCCCUGGACCGCUACUGGGCGAUCACGGACGCCGUGGAGUACUCGGCUAAAAGGACUCCCAAGAGGGCGGCGGUCAUGAUCGCGCUCGUGUGGGUCUUCUCCAUCUCCAUCUCGCUGCCGCCCUUCUUCUGGCGUCAGGCCAAAGCCGAGGAGGAGGUGUCGGACUGCGUGGUGAACACGGAUCACAUCCUCUACACUGUCUACUCCACGGUGGGCGCCUUCUACUUCCCCACCCUGCUCCUCAUCGCCCUCUAUGGCCGCAUCUAUGUGGAAGCCCGCUCCCGGAUUUUGAAACAGACGCCCAACAGAACCGGCAAGCGUCUGACCCGAGCCCAGCUGGUUACUGACUCCCCCGGGUCCACGUCUUCGGUCACCUCCAUUAAUUCGAGGGCUCCAGACUUACCCAGCGAAUCGGGGUCUCCUGUGUACGUGAACCAAGUCAAAGUGCGAGUCUCCGACGCCCUGCUGGAGAAGAAGAAACUCAUGGCCGCUAGGGAGCGCAAAGCCACCAAGACCCUGGGGAUCAUUUUGGGAGCGUUCAUUGUGUGUUGGCUGCCCUUCUUCAUCAUCUCCCUGGUGAUGCCUAUCUGCAAGGAUGCCUGCUGGUUCCACCUGGCCAUCUUUGACUUCUUCACGUGGCUGGGCUAUCUCAACUCCCUCAUCAACCCCAUCAUCUAUACCAUGUCCAACGAGGACUUCAAACAGGCGUUCCAUAAACUGAUACGCCUUAAGUGCACAAGUUGACUUGUCAACUUCAGUGGGGUCGCCUAAGCGGCCUUUGGGGGACCAUGCUGUGUCUGGUUCCACAGGUAGGUCGACUCUUUGACUGUUACCGGGUCGGAGUGAGGCGCUCUCUUCUGAGCAAGGGCAACGGAUCCUGAGAAGCCAGGACAGCCCUGCGAGAGCUCUAAAGGAGAACUGUUCAAACAGCUGAGGAGGGGGCUCACUUUCUCCCCUCAAAGCCCAGUUUCAGCACCGACCCUGCCGCAGAUCAUCGCAAGGGGGGUUGCAACUUUUAGAAAAUCGAUGAUGGAAAAGGGAUCCCUGCCCUGCUUUGGUAUCAUGGAUGGUGCCCUCUAGAACCAGAAGUACUUGUGGUUCUUGGCUGGAGCCUGUCUGAGACAUGAUCUACGUACAGCCUGGUAGUACUUGAACUAGACACUAAUACCCUGUGUUUGAGGGAGUACUUUGUGUUACAGCUCCGUUUAAGGACAGUUACUUUGGCAUCCUUCAGUCUUCAUUCAGUUUUUGUUCAUUUAAACUUGGUUGGAGAAACUUGUGGAUUUGGUGCUUCAAACCCUAUGUGUGGCUUGAAGAGUUAACAGCAAA